This is a messenger RNA of Thunnus maccoyii (southern bluefin tuna), 780 nucleotides long. Its product is annotated as C-type mannose receptor 2-like. NCBI's taxonomy places the organism in Eukaryota, Metazoa, Chordata, Actinopteri, Scombriformes, Scombridae. The record is from RefSeq and is a predicted model, not a curated record. The coding region runs from base 1 to 780 and encodes 259 amino acids. The transcript is spliced from 5 exons.
AUGGAUUAUGGACUGAUCAUCAGUGUGCUCACAGGAGCAUUAGUCAGUGUUGCCUCUGGUCAGUCUCGUCAGUACUACUUUGUGAACACAUCACUGAACUGGACUGAAGCACAGAGCUUCUGCAGACAGGUCUACACUGACCUGGCCACCAUAGAAAACACAGCUGACGUCAGUGCUGUUAACAGCAUCGCAUCAAACGACACAGGCAAGGCUUGGAUCGGUCUCUAUGAUGACUUGGUGAACAGCUGGAGAUGGUCCCUGAGUAACAGCAGCUUCUACGGUGAAGGAGAGACAGAGUUUAGAAACUGGAAUACUAAUCAACCCAAUGGUCUUAAUGGGAAAGACCACUGUGUGGACAUUUUUGAGUCCUCUGGCAAAUGGCGAGACAGGCCAUGCAGCGAGACAAAAUUCUUUGUGUGCUACAACGGUAUAGUAAAUGGCACUCCAUCCUUUGUUAUGGUCACCACAAGUUUAAAUUGGACCGAAGCUCAGAGAUUCUGCAGGGAGAAUUAUGUGGAUCUAGCCAGUAUAAGAAACCAGACAGAAAAUGACAUCAUCACAAACCUGACGGGUGGGAUCACUGUGUGGAUUGGUCUUUACCGGGAAAAAUUGUGGUCUGAUGGGAGCACCUCUCUGUUUCGACAUUGGGCCAGCUCGCAGCCCAACUUAGCCGCACAGGAGUGUGUCACCACAUCGUUUAGCGACUCAGGACAGUGGUCAGAUGAUUACUGUGCCUCCAGUUUUCCAUUCAUCUGUUACAAAACAAGUAAUGCAUCUUGA